Molecule: messenger RNA, 2224 nt
Organism: Pseudogymnoascus verrucosus
Lineage: Eukaryota; Fungi; Ascomycota; Leotiomycetes; Thelebolales; Thelebolaceae
Exons: 2
Coding region: 481-1953 (490 amino acids)
Source: RefSeq, a predicted model, not a curated record
GUGCUCUUCAGCUUCUGUUCAGCUGAGCAUAUAUGUAUCUAUACAGAUAUAUACAUAAAUAAAUAUAUAUAUUCCAUGGUAUUCGAGUUCUAUACGUCCAGCAUUCCGCCCCGUCUCAGCCUUCUUCCUACUCUACUACGUACUUUCCUCGAAGGAUGAACUUCCCCCCUGCCUCUUUGAGACAUAAUAUCAUCACCAGCCACAUUCCUAUGCCCUCCUUCUCGUGUUAACUUCCUCCUCAGCUCUGAAUCACCUGCAGCAUCAUACUGAAUAUUACCAAAGUAGGGGAUCAUCUGCGGUAAGCGCUAAACUGUUCUCUCUGGAGUAUGAGUACUUAGGCUCUGGGGUGCAAGCAUAUCCUUGUGGCUGCCUGUCUGUCAACUCACGGAACAGUGCAAACAGCGUCGGUAUAAGUAUCACUUCAUUUCACCAACAUAUCGCGGCUGGGACACCGCCAGUUCCAACACCCACCACUUCAAGAUGCCUGCCAUCACCACCACAGAUGAGAACCCCCCGCCCUUCAUCCCCCUCUCCAAGCCCAGCGCACCACUAGCCUACACAUCCUCGCCCUGGCAACUCCUCCGCUCCGACUUCAUAACCUUCAUCCACCUACUCCCCUCCAUCUUCUCCAUCAUCACGCCCUGGCGCCCCUGGCCGACCGGAUUCUACGAUGAACUCUACCCCUCCCCCGGCAACAUCUUCUCCAUCUUCAACCACGUGAUCCUCUUCAUCACACAGGGGCUCUUCAUCCUUUCCACGCCGCUCUGGCUGCUUUUCCCCCUGUGGAUGGUGGCGCUCUACGUCUUUGUCUUUGUGUUACUGAACAGGCUCUUCUGUUACUGCCUUAACGGCUCCCAGGGGACGUUUGAAUCCAACCCCGCGGUGCUGAAACACCUCGGCGCACACGCAGACGAGGAAUGGAUAUUCAUCAACGGCGUAGCAGUCGGGAGGCACUGGAUGCAAGCUAACAUCGACCGGCUAUCCCUCACCUUCCAGCGUCCCGUCCGUGGCGCACACAACCGCACAGCCGGCAUCUUAUUCGAUGUCAUCCAGUGCCUAAUCGAGCGGACCUUCGACUACUGCACGAACGACGUACGGAUCUGCUACGAGAUCCUGCGCGUGGCGAUGCUGAGCCCCGUCAACAAAGUGGUGUUGAUCCUGCACUCCCAGGGCGGCAUCCAGGGGGGUCUUAUCGUCGAUUGGCUGCUGGAACAGUUGAGUCAGGAGAAGUUGAGUAAACUGGAGAUCUACACUUUUGGGUGCGCGGCGAACCACUUCAAUAACCCGAGAGUCUCGGCGAAACCGACGGCGAGGCAUCCUACGGCGAGCGCGAUAUCGUAUAUUGAGCACUACGCUAAUGAGCGGGAUUUUGUGUCGAGAUGGGGGAUAUUGCAUAGUAUCAACCCUCUCCCUGCAGUCGCAAAGUCGAAAGCUAUGAAGACUGAAGCCCUCGCUGCCGCAGGGGGAGAAGUGGCGAUCGAAGCCGGGAAAGCGAGAGGAGGGUAUCAGGGACGCGUCUUUCAGAUUCCGGAGAGUGGACAUUUGAUGAACCAGCAUUAUCUUGAUCGCCUGUUUCCGCUGGAUAAGAAGUUGAGGGAGGUGACGUUGGAGGAGGGAGGGGUGUGGGAUAUGCAUGUGCAUUUUGGGGAUGAUGGCGGAGAGGGGGGAGGGCACGAGGAGAAGUUUGUUAGGGUGUCGGAUGCGAGGUAUCCGUUUACUUCUUUUGAGAUCAACGGGAAGAAAGGGGAGACGUCGUUGCAUCCGCCGUCUAUGCCGGUGGCGGCGGCUUCGAAUGGGGAGUUGGCGGUGGAGAUUGAUGUGGAUGAGGUCUGGAAAAUGCCGAGGGAGGUGGCGGGGUUGAAGGUGAAAGAUCUGAGUCGGCUGUAUAUGUACGUUAAUGGAGGAAGUCCACCGGAUUCGCCUGUUGAGUCGAGGCGAUCGGUUACUUUCUAGAGCUGGGGCUCCGGACGGGGAAUUGCAUGGAGAAUCGAGGAGGGUGCUUGCAGCGGCUAUUAGUGAUACCAAUUUAGAUUUACACGGCGGGCUAUCGUAUUUGCACGUCUGUGUCGUCGAGCGGAUGUCUCGGACGGCAUGGAAACGAAGAUUGCCAAACAGGCGUUUAGUAAUAAAUGCAACUACAUACAUAUUUUCCAAAUUGCACUUUAAUUAAAAAUAGCAUCUAGCAACGCCGUGCAUUCAAAGCAGAGUGUUUAUAGAUCCUACA